GUGGGCCGGGCAGCCAUUUUGGGAAGAGCUUUGUUAUGGUUGUGGGCUCUCCAGCUCUGCGGGAUCAGGAAGCCGAGGACACGUCCUCAGACACCGCGGUGUCGCGUGCCUGGCUGCAGCCCGGCCGCUGCCCAUGUUAGAUUCCUGUGGCCUUUUAAAUUAUUGAAUAAUGAUGGAUAUGGAUCCAAAAUAAUAAAUGACUUCUCUACUGAAGCAAUAGAAGAUUCUUCACAUCACCUUCCAGUAGCUCAAUUUCAGUCUUCAGGAAAGGGCAAAACAAGUGAAAUACAGAAAACUGCAGAGAAGAAAACCUCACUUUGGAACUGUCUUUCUCCUUGACUACUCCUUAACCCCCAUCUUUCUACUUGUUUUAAUUUUGCUGUGAAUUUAUAAAUAGUGAAGACCAAAGAAAUAGAAGAUACAUUUGGGAGCUUUAUACCAAGAAAUUUGCCUUGAAAGCUGCUAUUCUUUGGAGGGAAAAGUAUAUCAAGUUCCUGUCUAAUUUUUUUUCAAACAAGAUUUCUUAUAUCCUUAGAUUUUGAAGAAUAAAACAAAUAUAAAUACAUAUCUGCACACUUUUUUAAGCAGCUGUGUAAGAAUAAUGAGAUUUGUAAAUUAAGGGCUUUUCAUGUGGAUGUUUUGCCACUGGAGUUGAAUGCUCAGAAGACCUUUUAUAGCUCUUUAAUAUUAUAUUUUUUAUCUGUCACUUAGAUGACAUUAUUUGCCCUUGCAAGUCCACCUAUCUUUCUAGUUAUGCCCUUGUUAUGAACAGUGUUUGUACUCACUGUGCAAAUAUCCAUGUAUUAUCUAUUUAAACAACAUCAUAGAGCCAUCACUCAAGGAAGUUGAAUGAGGUGAACAUAGACAUAGAUCUUUCCCCUUCCCCCCAUUUUUAAAUGUAACAAAUACUUUUUUCAUCUUCCUUUCCCCCUCCCCCUCCCCCCUUUUCCCUUUUGGAAACCGUGUCAGGAACUAGGUAGUUUAAGAUGAGCAAUUGAGGGGACUGAGAGAGUGAUCCACACAGAGCCUGGCUUCUUUGUGCUUCAUCAUAAGGUGUGCUGCUGGUCAGCCUUAUUAAGCACCCUUCUAACGAGAACCUCGUGGGAAAUCCAGCUGGCAGACUCAAGGAGUUCAGGAAACAGGACCACAGAGGUUACACUCUGGGAUCCUGGCCAUGAGGUUGAUGCCUCACCUUGCUGAGAAGAGACACUGGACCUCAAUGGUGCAGCAUGACUUUGUUCCUGCUUGGUUAAAUUUUUCAAUACCACAGGCAGGUAAGUCACCUACAGCCACCUUUGAAAAACACGGAGAGCACCUACCCCGAGGAGAUGGUAGAUUUGGAGUAAGCCGUCAUCAACAUAAUUCCUCUGAUGGCUUUUUUAACAAUAGACUUCUACGAACUACAGGAGAUUCCUGGCACCAGCCCUCCCUGUUUCUCCAUGAUUCUGUGGACUCGGGUGUCUCUAAGGGAACAUAUGCUGGAAUCACAGGAAACCUAUCUGGUUGGCAUGGCUCUUCCCGUGGUCAUGAUGGCAUGAACCAGCGUAGUGGGGGUGGCGCAGGAAACCAUCGCCACUGGAAUGGGAGCUUUCACUCCAGAAAAGGCUGUGCCUUUCAGGAAAAGCCACCUGCAGAGAUUAUGGAAGAAAGGAAAGAAGACAAGGUGGAAAAGUUGCAGUUUGAAGAGGAAGACUUCCCUUCCUUGAAUCCAGAAGCUGGCAAACAGAAUCAGCCAUGCAGACCUAUUGGGACCCCUUCUGGAGUGUGGGAAAACCCACCUGGUGCCAAACAACCCUCCAAAAUGCUAGCUAUCAAAAAAGUUUCCAAAGAAGAUCCUGCUGCUGCCUUCUCUGCUGCAUUCACCUCACCAGGAUCUCACUAUGCAAAUGGGAACAAAUCAUCCAACAUGGUUCCAAGUGUCUAUAAGAACCUGGUUCCUAAGCCUGCACCGCCUCCUUCCAAGCCCCGUGCAUGGAAAGCUAACAGAAUGGAACACAAAUCAGGAUCCCUUUCCUCUCGCCGGGAGUCUGCUUUUACCCGUCCAAUCUCUGUUACCAAACCAGUAGUGCUGGCCGGUGGUGCAGUUUUAAGCUCUCCCAAAGAGAGUCCCUCCAGCACCACUCCUCCCAUUGAGAUCAGCUCUUCUCGUCUGACCAAGCUGACCCGCCGAACCACCGACAGGAAAAGGAAGUUUCUGAAGACUCUGAAGGUUGACCGGAAUGGAGACUUCUCAGAGAACAGAGGCUGUGACAAGCUGGAGGAUUUGGAGGACAACAGCACGCCUGAGCCAAAGGAAAAUGGAGAGGAAGGCUGUCAUCAGCAUGGUCUCCCUCUCCCUGUAGAGGAGGGAGGGGAGGUCCUCUCACACUCACUGGAGGCAGAGCACAGGUUAUUGAAAGCAAUGGGAUGGCGGGAGUAUCCUGAAAAUGAUGAGAAUUACCUUCCCCUCACAGAGGAUGAGCUUAAAGAGUUCCAUAUGAAGACAGAGCAGCUGAGAAGAAAUGGCUUUGGGAAGAAUGGCUUCUUGCAAAGCCGCACUUCUAGCCUGUUCUCCCCUUGGAGAAGCACGUGCAAAGCAGAGUUUGAGGAUUCAGACACAGAAACCAGUAGCAGUGAAACAUCAGAUGACGAUGCCUGGAAGUAGGCACAUAAAUGUUCACAGUUAAAUCUGACCCAUAAACUCAGCUUGUGUGCUUACGGAGAAUACAAAAAAAAUCUUUUCCUUUU
Messenger RNA from Myotis brandtii (Brandt's bat), 2727 nucleotides. RefSeq names its product vasculin-like protein 1. Gene Ontology annotation, biological process: DNA-templated transcription; positive regulation of DNA-templated transcription. The record is from RefSeq and is a predicted model, not a curated record. NCBI's taxonomy places the organism in Eukaryota, Metazoa, Chordata, Mammalia, Chiroptera, Vespertilionidae. The transcript has 2 exons. Gene Ontology annotation, molecular function: RNA binding; DNA binding. The coding region runs from base 1175 to 2644 and encodes 489 amino acids. Gene Ontology annotation, cellular component: nucleus.